AUGGAUGCUGCAACUUUAUUUUACAUUUAUUUCUAUUCAUAUGUCUUGCAUCAUCAAAGCAGUGUGUUAAGAGCUAAUGAUCGUUUUGAAUUAACUAUGCGAUCAGGAGAUACGAUUAGUAGACAUGUGAACACGGUGUUGAAAGGAGUUAUUAGGCUUCAAGGAGAGUUGUUAAAAGAACCGGUAGCAGUCUCUACAAGUUCUGUUGAACAGAGAUGGAACUGCUUUAAGAACUGCCUAGGGGCAUUAUAUGGAACACAUAUUAGUGUCCACGUUGCAACAGCAGACAAGCCUAGGUAUCGUACAAGGAAAAACGCAAUUGCUACCAAUGUCUUAGGUGUAUGUUCUCAAGACUUGGAGGUCAUAUAUGUAUAUCCUGGAUGGGAAGGAUCAGCUGCUGAUUCUCGUGUUCUUAGGGAAGCCUUUUACAAAAAAAAUGGCUUAAAAGUUCCACAUGGUUACUAUUACCUUGUUGAUGCCGGUUAUCCGAAUAGUGGAGGAUUUCUUGCUCCCUUUAGAGGUCAACGUUAUCAUUUGAAGGAAUGGGGGCGAGAUCGUUUAGAACCCAGGACAGCUGAAGAAUUGUUCAAUAUGAAACAUUGUAGGGUUAGGAAUGUGAUUGAAAGAGUUUUUGGAUUGUUGAAAAUGAGAUGGGCAAUAUUUAGGGGUCCCUCAUGGUAUCCUGUGAACAUACAUUGCCGUUUUAUCAUGGCAUGUUGUUUGAUACAUAACCUUAUUAGGAGAGAAAUGCCUAUGGAUGAAUUUUUACCGGAAGAUGAAUAUGAAGAUGGACCAAUUAAUUUGGUUUCUCCUCAAGAAAGUCGAAUUAUCGAACAUGUCGAUUCCUCGAAUUAUUGGGAUGUUCAGAGAAAGGAGUUAGCUGAUCAAAUGUGGGAAAGAUGGACUGCACGUAGAUGUAGGCGCAUAUUUAGUUAA
Messenger RNA from Papaver somniferum (opium poppy), 936 nucleotides. RefSeq names its product protein ALP1-like. The record is from RefSeq and is a predicted model, not a curated record. The coding region runs from base 1 to 936 and encodes 311 amino acids. NCBI's taxonomy places the organism in Eukaryota, Viridiplantae, Streptophyta, Magnoliopsida, Ranunculales, Papaveraceae. The transcript is spliced from 4 exons.